This is a messenger RNA of Pestalotiopsis fici W106-1, 702 nucleotides long. RefSeq lists its product as uncharacterized. NCBI's taxonomy places the organism in Eukaryota, Fungi, Ascomycota, Sordariomycetes, Amphisphaeriales, Sporocadaceae. The coding region runs from base 1 to 702 and encodes 233 amino acids. Gene Ontology annotation, molecular function: nucleic acid binding. The transcript has a single exon. The record is from RefSeq and is a predicted model, not a curated record.
AUGCCAGCCGAGGACUCAGCAAGUAGCGAGGGGCGCGCGCCCCUUCAAGAGAAACGCAAGCGCGUGGCAUCCGACGAGACAACGGCCAGCGCACGUCGACCGCCGAACAAGAGAGCCCGAUUGGCAGCAGAUCUCAGCCUCAGCCAGCCCGAUGACCGGAGAGCGCUCGAGGCGGUCGAGUCCAAGUACGACGUACAGGUCCACUCCAUCGUGUCCUCGACCAAGAUCCAGACAAAGGUCAUUUCCGCUCUGCGCCACCUGAGCGAAUCUGCCCCCGCCGAUGCCGACCUCGUGUCGGGUAAGCAGCGCAUCGUCGUACUCAAAGGAGCUGCUGCCGUCGCAGGAAAGCUUGUCAGUAUAGCUGAAAUUGCGAAACGCGAAGUGGCGGCACACGAGAACGGGGCUUGGUUUCAGUACAUCGCACUUGGGCAAGAAAUCAAGGAGACGCACAGGGAGAAACCCGUCAUUGUCGAAGAGACAAUACUCGAUGGACGCAAUAAAUCGAACAAUCACGAACCGGAAGAGGAUGAGGAGGACGAUUUCGAGUACAUGAAGACGCCCUUUGAGCGAGCACUCGAAGGCAAGCCGAAGAAGCAUGCAGUCGCUAUCAUGAGUUUGUUUCUAUCUCGGGCCUCGGUCGAGGAAUUGAAGCGAAGAUUCAGCGAACAAAGCGGCACGAGUUCAACCCAGAUAAAGACAUGA